This is a messenger RNA of Letharia columbiana, 1419 nucleotides long. RefSeq lists its product as uncharacterized. The transcript is spliced from 4 exons. The record is from RefSeq and is a predicted model, not a curated record. NCBI's taxonomy places the organism in Eukaryota, Fungi, Ascomycota, Lecanoromycetes, Lecanorales, Parmeliaceae. The coding region runs from base 1 to 1419 and encodes 472 amino acids.
AUGAACACAAUCGUCUUCGGCCACCCCUCGGCGAAUCCGCUACUGCUGGCAAUCGAGGCCGCAAGUGAGCCUAACAGCUACCUACUACUGCUCAUAAACGCUCACACCAAACGCGUCCGGACGUCAUAUGCUCUCCACGAUUCCACAUCAAAUCAUCACUCAGCAAGCGAAGAACACCACUGCAACUUGGCCAUUCCACAUCAAAUCAUCACUCAGCAAGCGGAGAACACCACUGUAACUUGGCCUGUCAUCCCCACUGCAUUAAGGAGUAAGAGGAGGAACUACAACAGGCAAAUGCGGAGAACACUGCGGAGAAACCAAGCGGCAACAAGGCCACCAUCGUCAAGAACACGGCUCAGCUCUCCAAGAUCCCACGUCAUAUGCUCUCCACGAUUCCACACGAUUCCACAUCAAAUCAUCACUCAGCAAGCGGAGAACACCACUGUAACUUGGCCUGUCAUCCCCACUGCAUUGAGGAGUAAGAGGAGGAACUACAACAGGCAAAUGCGGAGAACACUGCGGAGAAACCAAGCGGCAACAAGGCCACCAUCGUCAAGAACACGGCUCAGCUCUCCAAGAUCCCACUCUGAUACUCUACAAGAGGAGGAGCAAGAGGAGGAACUACAACAGGCAAAUGCGGAGAACACUGCGGAGAAACCAAGCGGCAACAAGGCCACCAUCGUCAAGAACACGGCUCAGCUCUCCAAGAUCCCACGUUAUAUGCUCUCCACGAUUCCAUAUCAAAUCAUCACUCAGCAAGCGGAGAACACCACUGUAACUUGGCCUGUCAUCCCCACUGCAUUGAGGAGUAAGAGGAGGAACUACAACAGGCAAAUGCGGAGAAUACUGCGGAGAAACCAAGCGGCAACAAGGCCACCAUCGUCAAGAACACGGCUCAGCUCUCCAAGAUCCCACGUCAUAUGCUCUCCACGGUUCCACAUCAAAUCAUCACUCAGCAAGCGGAGAACACCACUGCAACUUGGCCGUUCCACAUCAAAUCAUCACUCAGCAAGCGGAGAACACCACUGCAACUUGGCCUGUUAUCCCCACUACAUUGAGGAGCAAGAGGAGGAACUACAACAGGCAAAUGCGGAGAACACUGCGGAGAAACCAAGCGGCAACAAGGCCACCAUCGUCAAGAACACGGCUCAGCUCUCCAAGAUCCCACGUCAAAUCAUCACUCAGCAAGCGGAGAACACCACUGCAACUUGGCCUGUCAUCCCCACUAAUAUGGUACAUCACUGCAAUGACGUUACAAGAGGAGGAUCUACUGCGACGAUCACAGUCAAUUGGGCCUCUGCAGGAGGGACAUCGGACGAUGCAUAUUUGGACGAAUUGAAACCGUCCGAUGUCUACAGCUAUCUCAUUAUUCGAAAGAUUUCACUGCGGCAGGAGAUAUUGUGGGAUUCACAGCACUAA